Molecule: messenger RNA, 998 nt
Organism: Neurospora tetrasperma FGSC 2508
Lineage: Eukaryota; Fungi; Ascomycota; Sordariomycetes; Sordariales; Sordariaceae
Exons: 3
Coding region: 94-549 (151 amino acids)
Cellular component (GO): cytosol; nascent polypeptide-associated complex
Source: RefSeq, a predicted model, not a curated record
CUAAGGUUCACCGAGAUCUCCCGCACCUUUCGCUUUUUCCCCACAACAGAUCAAUCUCACAUCCUCUCAUCACCAAACAAACCGCCAGCAAAAAUGUCGGAUGUUCAGGAGCGUUUGAAGAAGCUGGGCGCCUCGGCCCGUAUCGGAGGCAAGGGUACUCCCCGCAGAAAGGUCAAGAGAGCGCCUGCCCGCUCCGCUGGCGAUGACAAGAAGCUCCAGGCCACCCUCAAGAAGGUCAAUGUUCAGCCCAUCCAGGCCAUCGAGGAGGUGAACAUGUUCAAGAGCGACGGCAACGUCAUCCACUUCGCCGCCCCUAAGGUUCACGCCGCUGUCCCCGCCAACACUUUUGCCAUCUACGGCAACGGUGAGGACAAGGAGCUCACUGAGCUCGUCCCCGGUAUCCUUAACCAGCUCGGCCCCGACUCCCUUGCUUCCCUCCGCAAGCUUGCCGAGAGCUACCAGAACAUGCAGAAGAACGAGAAGGACGCUGAGGAGGAUGAUAUUCCCGAUCUCGUUGCCGGCGAGAACUUCGAGAGCAAGGUCGAGUAAAUUACAAAAAAAUAAAAUACUCCCUCUCUCUGUUUGAUUCCCCCAAAGCGCGGUUUUUCCUAUCUACAUAUUUGCGGUGACAUUUAUCAUGGCGUGCUGCGUUGGGGAAAUCACGGGGUCUCUUCAACCCGUCCUUUAGUUGUUCAAUGUCUUCUCAUGAUGGGUUAUGAAUCUAUGUGAAGCUGGGAAAUGCUCUUCGGGCCGCAAUGUUGAUGUCAUCUUCAGCUCCAAGAGAAAGGAUGUUACUUGGUACAUGUGGCAACGAGGCGGAAAGACGUGUUUAAUUGUCUUCGUCCAUCUCGGUUUUGCUCCUGGACUCUUCCAGAGAAAGACUGCGGUUGAAAUGAUGGCUAUAGGAACAACGCCGAUGCUACAUCAAAACGAUGUACAUAACCAAAACAAAACAACUGACCAAGCGCUGGAAAAAAGAAAAAGCUUCUUGGCCUCUC